CCAAACGUACCAUACUGGUGUAUACGUUACGGAGGGACAGAAGGCGUUCUUUCAAACGAACGAGGGGAGCGAAGACAGCAGCAUAUGGUACAGAUCACACCAGAAACCAAACCCAUUCAUCCAAGUCAGAGGGAGAGAGUAAGGGCUAUAAACGAGUGAUUCUAGCUCUGAAAGGUCUCCCAAGAAAGAAUCACCGCGUUAAAGAAAACACCCAGCAUCUGUGAAGUCGCGCGCAUGACCAUGACUCCCUCCUUCGAUUGUAGGAAAAUGACGCUCUCCACCUUCAGAUCACUUAAUGAGUGGGAGUAGCGGCUCGAUUGAAGUUUAUGAUGGAUUCCGAAGAGCAUGAAUUUGGAAAAUUUAAUGAAGCUGGUUAUGAAGUCCAGGAAGAUUUGGAUGAUGAUGUCUCUGAGUAUGAUAGAUGUGGGAUAUGCAUGGAUCUCAUUAUUGAUCGAGGGGUCUUGGACUGCUGUAAACAUUGGUUUUGUUUUGCUUGCAUUGACAAUUGGGCAACCAUAACAAAUCUCUGUCCUCUUUGCAAGAAUGAAUUCCAAUUGAUUACAUGUGUUCCAGUAUAUGAUACCAUCGGGAGCAUCACACACGAGGAGAAUUCUUUGGUAUCCAAAGAUAAUGACUGGUGUAUUCAGGGGAAAAGCAACACGCUUUCUUUUCCCUCGUAUUAUAUUGAUGAAGAUGCAGUUAUCUGCUUGGACGGUGAUGGAUGCAAGAUACGAAGUGGGCUGGCGAGUACUGAGGAAGCAUCAACUCUUGAAACUUCAAUUGCUUGUGAUUCAUGUGAUAUCUGGUACCAUGCUUUUUGUGUUGGAUUUGAUCCAGAAACUACAUCUGAGACCUCAUGGUUGUGCCCAAGGUGUAAAACAGAUGAGGCUACAAAGCAAUCAGGAGUUUCUGGUCAACAUUUGGACACAAAGUUUGAAGAAGAUAAUAUACAUCUCUCCGAGGCUGAUUUCUCUAGGAUGGUUUCAGUAUCCAUUGCUGAUUAUGGGGAGACAGCUGUUGUUGUUUCAAUGGUUGAUGGGAAGCAGUGGACAGGAGUCAAUGAGAACUUGGAAAAGAUUUUAGCGGAUACUACUAGACCAGAUAAGGAAAAUGGACCAUCUUCUGUUGAUUUAAAUGCUGAUAUUUUAGUCAAGCCUGAGUUGAAAUUGCUUGAUGAACUUGAUUCAAGGGAGGCUUUAAAUUCGAGCUUAAUAUGCCCAGAUACAAGAGAGAUGGCCCGUUUGAUUCAGGAGAAUCUGGGUAAUGAUGGAACGGGUCAUAAAGUUUCUUUGGAGAAUACAAUCCAUCCUGAGAUCGACAUUCAAAGGAACACAUUAAGCCCCUCAGGAGAUUUGUCACUAUCUUCAGCAUCUGAUUUAUUGCACAUCAGUGAUUUCAUAUCUAAAACUGUAAAUACAGGACGUCAUAUUCAAGGAAGUCCUGAUAGAUGUGAAAUCUUGUUGCCUCAGUUUGACAAUACAUGUUGCACAAAAAUUGCUGAGUCAUCUCAAUGUGAGUCAAGUAUUGAUCUUCAUCUUGACCUAGCUAUGGGUUCUUCUCAUUUAUCAGGUGACAUGAUGUCAUUCCAUGAAAAUGAGGACAUCUUGGUUGAAGAAAGAAAUCAGAGGAGCAACAAGUUAUGUGGUGCAAAGAGAAGAAAUGUGGAGAAUGCCAGAGAUUCGGUGGAGGUUGAAGCCCAAACUGAUGGUUCUAAGAAGAAAUCUAGAUUGGUCGGAAAAUCUGGGUGUUGCCAGGAUGUGAAGUCUGAGUUAGACGGAUCAAAUGAAUGUCUCAGUCAUACGAAAUCUCUAGGCUAUCACAAAUUAUCGCCGUCUCUCAUGAAAGAGGCCUCCCCCACUGAUAUCAUGAGUAUAGUUCAGAGGUCCGACUUGAGAUCUAUCAAAGGAAAAGCACCCCCUAGCGCUACAGAUGGAUCUACAAAAGAAACUGUUCAUGGCACUGGCCUGAGGGUGAAAAAAAUCAUGAGGAGAGGAACAGAUGACAAAGAGGCAUCCAUACUAGUACAGAAGAUAAGAAAAGAAAUAAGUGUUGAAGUUUUGGACAAAACUCUAAUAAAUUCUGACAAGAAUGAUCAGGUUGAAGCAAGGCUUCUCUCUGCUUUCAGGGCUGCUAUAGUAAGACCCAACUCAGCAGAGGCAAAGACUGUGAACCCGUCUAUUAUUGCAAAACAUAAGAAGAUGCUGCUACAAAAAGGAACGGUACGAGAAAACCUAACCAAAAAGUUAUAUGGAACAGGAAGUGGAAGGAGGCGGCAUGCUUGGGAUAGGGACUGGGAAAUAGAAUUUUGGAAGCACAGGUGCUUCGGAACAAAAUCUGAGAAAGUUGAGACUCUUCAGUCUGUUCUUGAGCUCCUAAGGAAGAGCUGUGACUCGAAGGAUUCAAAGGUUGAAAAAAAACCUGAAGGAGAAACUGCUAAUCCUAUUUUUUCUAGAUUGUAUCUAGCAGAUGCUUCUCUUUUUCCAAGGAAGGAUGAUAUUAAACCUCUAUCUGUGAUGUCAGAUUGUGGUAUGAAAACUUUACCUGCAGAGAAUAAAGAGCACGAUCUAAACACUAGAACAGCCAAAGUUCCCAAGCAAGGUGCUGGUACUUCUAUUCCUAACAGCAAUGCUGGUAACAAAAGCACUACUCAAAGCUGCAAAGUACAAUCUAAUCAUGAUAAACUACCUGUAUCUGAUAUAAAUAAGGGACAAUCUAAUUCAAUUAUCAAAGAUGUGGGUAAAUCUGAUGAUGUUAAGAGCGAUAAAAAGAAGUGGGCCCUUGAGGUUCUUGCCAGAAAGACCGCUAAGAUAAACAAUGGGGAUCCUGGCAAACAAGAUGAUGUCACAGGACUAAAAGGAACCUUCCCUCUACUAGCACAAUUACCUUCUGAUAUGCGUCCAACUUUGGCAGCCACUCGUCACAGUAAAGUCCCAAUAGCAGUAAGACAGAUGCAACUCAACUGUCUCAUUGAGCACUUUCUGAGGAAAGCAGAUCUGCCAAUUAUUCGAAGAACUGCAGAAACAGAGCUUGCUGUGGCAGAUGCAGUCAACAUUGAGAAGGAAAUCUAUGGCAGAUCCAACAGCAAAAUUGUUUAUGUAAAUCUUUGUGCACAGGCAUUGUCUCAGCAUUCUUCAGCAAAUCAGAGAUUUAAAACCGAAAAAACCAUUCCUAAUCCCAAGGAAGAAAUAAAAGAAAUUCCAGAAGGUGAUACAUCCGAUGCCGCAUUAAAUUGUGAUGUGCAACGAGCAUUAAAAGAAGCAGGCCUUGUUGAUGAUGAUGAUGAUUCUGAUGACGACCAAGAAAAGAAUUGUGAAAAUGUACUGGAGUUAGAUUCUCAUGCAGAGAUGGACAUAUAUGGAGAUUUUGAUUAUGAUUUGGAAGAUGAAGAUUUCAUCUUCCCUUCAAGCAUUGUGAGUUCUUCAAGGGAGUCUAAGUUGCGGAAGGAAGACGGUGACUUGAAAAUGAAAGUGGUAUUGUCCACUCCUUGCAGUGAGAAAACAGUGGUGAAAAAUCCAAAUUCUGGAAAUGGAGCCUUGAGAGAUGUUAUGUCUGAUGCAAGUUUAGGGGAUCAUAAGACAUUGGCAACACAUGAGCCCAAAAAUAUUGAGGUUAACAAAAUUAGAGGCUCAAGAAGCUCAGCUACUGGUCUUGAAACAGCAAAAACCUGUCAGCUCAGCGAAACUGAUAUUGAACUUAAAGAACCUUCUUUAGCAGAGUGUGAAGAAUUGUAUGGUAAGGAAGAACCCAUUUUGAACCAGUUUAUCGUCGAUACAUCCAGCAACCGAAGCGAAUUUACUGGAAAGCCUGAUGCUACUAUUGGGAAAGUCUCUAUAGAUGAAAUUACUGAGAAGUAUGGUGCUACUCAUUACCGUUCUUUCACAGAUGAAAAUUCUGAACCAAUUAUUUCAAGAGGGUUGACGACUGAGAAUGUUCCAGUUGAAGAAUCAAGACGCAGCAAUGAUGGGCCUUCGAAUCGUAAUUAUUCAGUUUGGAAAAAGGUGGAAGCAUAUAUUAAAGAGCAUAUCAGACCUUUGUGCAAAAGUGGUGUAAUAACUGUGGAGCAUUAUAGGUGGGCAGCCACUAAAGCAACACAUAAAGUCAUGAGAUACCACUGCAAAGCCAAAAAUGCAGACUUCUUGAUCAAAGAAGGCCAAAAGAUUAAAAAGCUAGCUGAUGAGUAUGUACAGACUGCCAAGCAAAAAAAAGACCUUCGAUAGCCAACCUGGUGAGUUAAAAACCUCUCUAAUGAUUCCUCAGUUGAUGUUUUCUGUAUCUUGUUUGUAUGUCAUCCACUUCGAUAAUGUUACUUCUGAAUCUGUCCGUCAUUCAUGUUGUCGUGGUUCCUGUUUCUUUUGGUCCACAGGUGCAUUUCUUGAGGCUUUUGUGGUUUCGGUAUUUUAAUAUAUGUUGUAAUCAUGAAUAUUAUGCAUCCCUGUAUAUGAUUUGUACAGUGCUGCGAUUUUCUGUAUUUUUGCAAGUUUACAUGUUUUUCAGUGAUAUAAAUUUUUCAAUGAUGGCCUUUCAUUAGUGAAGAUAAUGUACGAGAAUUUUCGUGAUGUUAA
Amborella trichopoda is the source of this 4562-nucleotide messenger RNA. NCBI's taxonomy places the organism in Eukaryota, Viridiplantae, Streptophyta, Magnoliopsida, Amborellales, Amborellaceae. The record is from RefSeq and is a predicted model, not a curated record.